Molecule: messenger RNA, 582 nt
Organism: Heterostelium album PN500
Lineage: Eukaryota; Evosea; Eumycetozoa; Acytosteliales; Acytosteliaceae
Product: NADPH-dependent FMN reductase
Exons: 3
Coding region: 1-582 (193 amino acids)
Cellular component (GO): cytosol
Molecular function (GO): FMN binding; oxidoreductase activity
Source: RefSeq, a predicted model, not a curated record
AUGGACGCUGUAGCACAAAAGAAAAUUGCAGUUAUCGUAGGUUCUGGACGUACUGUUCGUUUAGGAUUCGAAAUUUCAAACUGGUUCGUUGAAGUAUCAGGUUUGAAAAAGGAGUUCCAAGUUGAAGUAAUUGAUUUGGUCGAGUGGAACUUGCCAUACUACGAUGAAGUACUCCCACCAAUGGCCAUCGGAGGAAACUACACAACUGAAAUCGCCAAGAAAUGGCAAGCAAAGAUUGCCUCAUUCGAUGGUUUCGUUUUUGUUACUCCGGAGUACAACCAUGGUUAUCCAGCCAUUUUAAAGAAUGCCAUUGAUUAUUUAAUUACCGAGUGGCAAGGAAAAGCUUGUUUGGUUGUUUCCUAUGGUUACGGUGGCGGUGUCGGUGUAAAUACACAAUUGAGCAACAUUCUCUCAGGAAAGAGUCCAAUCCAAAUGAAACUCACUGAGACCAGACCAAAACUAUUGUUCCAUCGUGGUGUCUUUAACGAACAAGGUAAAUUCAUUGAUAUCAACACUGCUUUCAAGGAACAUAUCGAAGAGAUUCAAAAAUCAGUUCAAGAAAUGAAAGCAAUCUUACAAUAA